UCUUUCAGGCGACUCAUGUGCUGCGCUCUCUCUUUUUCCCCUCUUUCCAGGCAGUUCUGCACGGGUGAAUUCAGGAAAGAUGGUGUCCCUAUAGGUUACAAGGGGAGCACUUUCCACCGGGUGAUAAAGGAUUUCAUGAUCCAGGGAGGCGACUUUGUAAAUGGAGAUGGCACCGGGGUGGCUAGUAUAUACCGAGGUCCCUUUGCAGAUGAAAACUUCAAACUCAAACACUCUGCUCCUGGACUCUUGUCUAUGGCAAACAGUGGUCCAAGUACAAAUGGGUGUCAGUUCUUCAUCACAUGCUCCAAAUGUGACUGGCUAGAUGGGAAGCAUGUUGUGUUUGGUAAAAUCAUCGAUGGACUCCUGGUCAUGAGAAAAAUUGAAAACGUACCAACUGGUCCAAAUAACAAACCCAAACUGCCUGUAGUGAUCUCGCAGUGUGGUGAAAUGUAGAGCGGUGAAAGCAGAAAUCUUGGUCUGGUCACUGUUCCCCAGUCACGCGUCCCUGCAGCUGCCUCAGCCUAAUCCUGCAGGUUACAGCUGUGCUGUUGCCACUUCACAGCAGGAGUUUCAGAUAUUCCAGGUCUACAACUUUUUCUUAAAAAAGAGAGAGAGAAAAAAAACCCCAAGUCCCAGAUGUAAAUAAAGCCUUUUGAUAAA
This is a messenger RNA of Alligator sinensis (Chinese alligator), 660 nucleotides long. It is a transcript of the gene PPIH, whose product is annotated as peptidylprolyl isomerase H. Gene Ontology annotation, molecular function: peptidyl-prolyl cis-trans isomerase activity. Gene Ontology annotation, biological process: protein folding; protein peptidyl-prolyl isomerization. The transcript has 8 exons. NCBI's taxonomy places the organism in Eukaryota, Metazoa, Chordata, Crocodylia, Alligatoridae. Gene Ontology annotation, cellular component: intracellular membrane-bounded organelle. Bases 16 to 453 code for a protein of 145 amino acids. The record is from RefSeq and is a predicted model, not a curated record.